GUGGCUUGAGCGAGACAGGGCAGGAACCUGUUGCUGAGCACCGCGUAGGCGCUUCUGGUUACCCGAGCCGAGGGAACUCUCUUGCCGUAGCGCGGUGUGCAGGUCCAUAAUGAAUGAGAAUUGGAACUCAAAUUCUUCAGAAAACUGGCAUCACAGUUGGAGUGUCAAUGACACAAAGCAUUAUCUGUACUCAGAUACCAAUAUUACCUAUGUCAACUACUAUCUUCACCAGGCUCAAGUGGCGGCAGUCUUCAUUAUUUCCUACUGUCUGAUCUUCUUCCUGUGCAUGGUGGGAAAUACAGUGGUUUGCUUUAUUGUAACGAGGAACAAACAUAUGCACACAGUCACUAAUCUCUUCAUCUUGAACCUGGCAGUAAGUGAUUUACUAGUUGGCAUAUUCUGUAUGCCUAUCACGCUGCUAGACAACAUUAUAGCAGGAUGGCCAUUUGGAAGCAUAAUGUGCAAACUCAGUGGAUUGGUCCAGGGAAUAUCAGUCGCGUCUUCUGUCUUUACUUUGGUUGCAAUAGCAGUGGAUAGGUUUCGGUGUGUCAUCUACCCUUUUAAACCAAAGCUCACUAUCAAGACAGCCUUGGUCACUAUUGUGAUCAUCUGGGUCUUGGCCAUUGCCAUUAUGUCUCCAUCUGUGAUAAUGUUAGAUGUACAAGAAGAAAAAUAUUACCGAGUGAGACUCAACUCCCAGAAUAAAACCAUUCCAGUCUACUGGUGCCGGGAAGAUUGGCCCAGUAUGGAAAUGAGAAAGAUCUACACCACUGUGCUGUUUGCCAGUAUCUACCUGGCUCCCUUGUCCUUCAUUGUCAUCAUGUAUGGAAGGAUUGGAAUUUCACUCUUCAGGAUGACAGUGCCCCACACAGGCAAGCAGAACCAGGAGCAGUGGCAAAUGGUAUCCAAGAAAAAGCAGAAGGUCAUUAAGAUGCUCCUGGUCGUGGCCCUGCUCUUCAUUCUCUCCUGGCUACCCCUCUGGACUCUGAUGAUGCUCUCAGACUAUGCUGACCUGUCUCCAAGUGAACUGCAGCUCAUUAAUAUCUAUAUCUACCCUUUCGCUCACUGGCUGGCCUUUUGCAAUAGCAGCAUCAACCCCAUCAUUUAUGGUUUCUUCAAUGAGAAUUUUCGCCGUGGUUUUGAAGAUGUUGUUCACCUCCAGCUCUGCCAAAAACGAGCAAAGCCCAAGGAAGCCAACGCCCUAAGAGCGAAAAACAAUGUGGUCAUCAAUACAUCUCAUCAGUCAACCCUGAAACCUGUAAUUCAAAACCCACAUGAGGAAAUUUGCUGUAGAAAAAGUGCUGAAAAUCUCAAGCAGGAAUUAGUGAUGGAAGAAUUAGGAGGAGCUACCGAUAGCAAUGAGAUUUAAAAAGAGCUCGUGUGAUGAUUUUAAUUCUAUGUGUUAUAUUGAAAUAUUGUUGCUUUCUAUGGCUUUAUACUUCAAUUCUUCCUAAGAAUGUUCCAAAGGAAACAUGUAUAGAAAGCCCUCUCUGGAAAAAGCAAAGUAAACAAACUGGUCUUAGGUUCAUAACCAAUCUUAUGUUAUUUAAAAUAUGUACAGUGACUAAUAUACACGUUUGCUUGGAUAAAUCCAUUUUUAGGAACAGAUUACAAAGCCUGACCUUUUCCAACUUAGCUGUUUAUGUAUGAGUCAAGCAUGUGUAUUAUGUCUGUAGACACACACUCACACACACAUAGACACACACACACACACACACACAAACACACACACGCACACAGCCUCCAUAUGGUGAUAAAUGGGCAGUAGUU
Messenger RNA from Rhinolophus ferrumequinum (greater horseshoe bat), 1770 nucleotides. It is a transcript of the gene NPFFR2, whose product is annotated as neuropeptide FF receptor 2. The coding region runs from base 110 to 1369 and encodes 419 amino acids. Gene Ontology annotation, molecular function: peptide binding; opioid receptor binding; neuropeptide receptor activity. NCBI's taxonomy places the organism in Eukaryota, Metazoa, Chordata, Mammalia, Chiroptera, Rhinolophidae. Gene Ontology annotation, biological process: regulation of MAPK cascade; regulation of adenylate cyclase activity; regulation of cAMP-dependent protein kinase activity. Gene Ontology annotation, cellular component: membrane. The record is from RefSeq and is a predicted model, not a curated record. The transcript is spliced from 4 exons.